GAGGAAAUGUCGCUCUGACUUGUUCAUAACGCGCUUCAUAAAACUUAUGCCUGAGGCGUUUUCAUAAAACGACCCCGCGAUAAUACCAAAAUUAUAGAAAUUUGACAACAGCAUCCCCGCCAUACUUUCAAGGAUAUUCUCCUCUCUCCAAAUAUACCAAGAUGGAAACCCCAACGGUACCACCAGAACCAAUUGUCUCACAAACUUCCUCCACACCAGCAAAUCUUCCACAAAUCCUCACUUACCCCUCCAAAACCCCACCACAACUCAUAACCCAAGGCGCAGAAGCCCUGCUCUACAAAUCAACCUACCUCCUCCCAACCCUUCCCUGCGCACUUAAAUACCGUCCCUCAAAGCCAUACCGACAUCCCAUCCUCGAUGUCCGAUUAACCAAGCAUCGAAUCCUGGCAGAAGCGAGAGUGUUGGUGAAAUGUAGGAAAGAAGGUGUUCCUGUUCCAGCGGUGUAUGCUUUGGAUGAGAGCAAAGGAUGGCUGUGUAUUGAAUGGAUUGAGGGCGAGGUGGUGAGGAUCAGGUUGAAUGAGUGGUUGAGAAGGAGGAAAGAGGCUGGUACAGAGGAAGGGAGUGAAGAAGAGGAAUUGGUGGAUUUGAUGGGGAGGAUUGGGAGUGCGGUGGGGAAAAUGCAUGGUGUUGGUAUUGUGCAUGGAGAUUUAACGACGAGUAAUUUGAUGUUAAGACCGUGGGCGAAGGGGGUUAUGAAUGGCCAUUCGAGUGAAGAUGGAAAGGGGAUAUUGGAGGGAGAGAUUGUGUUGAUUGAUUUCGGACUUGCGAGUCAAAGUACAGCUGACGAGGACAGGGCUGUGGACCUAUAUGUGCUGGAACGAGCCUUUGGCAGUACACAUCCAAGAGCUGAGUCAUUGCUGAAAGAGAUGUUGACUGCAUAUGGGAAGAGCUUCAAGGGUGCAAACGUCGUGCUCAAAAAGCUGGAAGAUGUAAGGAUGAGGGGUAGAAAACGAAGCAUGUUAGGUUGAAUUCGUUACUCCUCCCAAGACAAAGUCCUGGCGUAUCAUGCAAACACAUGCACGGCUCUGUCUAUGUACAAAUCGUCU
Messenger RNA from Mollisia scopiformis, 1067 nucleotides. Its product is annotated as kinase-like protein. The transcript has a single exon. Bases 162 to 989 code for a protein of 275 amino acids. Gene Ontology annotation, biological process: protein phosphorylation. NCBI's taxonomy places the organism in Eukaryota, Fungi, Ascomycota, Leotiomycetes, Helotiales, Mollisiaceae. The record is from RefSeq and is a predicted model, not a curated record. Gene Ontology annotation, cellular component: EKC/KEOPS complex; nucleus; cytosol. Gene Ontology annotation, molecular function: ATP binding; protein serine/threonine kinase activity.